Messenger RNA from Daucus carota subsp. sativus, 1594 nucleotides. Its product is annotated as F-box protein CPR1-like. The transcript is spliced from 4 exons. Bases 58 to 1317 code for a protein of 419 amino acids. Gene Ontology annotation, molecular function: protein binding. The record is from RefSeq and is a predicted model, not a curated record. NCBI's taxonomy places the organism in Eukaryota, Viridiplantae, Streptophyta, Magnoliopsida, Apiales, Apiaceae.
GCGCUUUUUCACUAUCUUGUCAAGCACACCAACUGAGAGAAGAGAACUACAGGCAUUAUGUCCAAGCUAAUCUCUUGUCAUUCCGAUCCCAAUACGUCGUCGUCUUCUUCAAGUGAUGGAACUCUUCCCCAAAAGCUGAGCGUGAGCGCCACAGAGCAUCUGAUUACUGAAAUCUUAUGUCGUCUUCCAGUUAAGAACCUGCUGCGUUUUAGAUGUGUAUCUAAACCAUGGUGUUCGCUUAUUGAUAGCCCACGUUUUGUCAAAGCACAUCUGAAAAGAUCCAUUGAAUGCAAAGCCAAACCUGGGAUCAUUAUUAAAAGUUUCGUUUCUUACUCGGUGGACUAUGAUUCCCUAGGUCGUUCCACUACUGCUAUUGAAAUUGAUGAACCAUUAAAGACUUAUCUCCAUGCUACUGGGGAUGUGGGUUCAUGCAACGGCUUACACUGCUUGUAUAAUCUACAGACUGACCUUUUCUUAUGGAACCCGGCGAUGAGAAAGUGCAGGAAGUUACCUUCUGCACCAGCUGAUUUUCUUCGUCCUUUUGAGUUUGACAAGUCUUCCCUCUGUGGCUUUGGUUAUGAUGCUGCGAAUGAUGAUUACAAGGUUCUGAGAAUUGUCCAGCCUGACGGUCAUGACUUGUGUGGCUCUAAGGCCUCAAUUUAUAGCCUUAAAACUAACUCAUGGAGACGACUUAAAAAUAUUUCUGGUCAUUUCCAAUUUUGGGGAGCAUGGGGUAUAUUUAUAGGUGGAGCUCUGCACUGGAUUACAGUUACGCCUCUGGGCUCCCCAUCAAUUCUUGCUUUUGAUCUUGGGGUUGAAAACUAUAGGGAGGUUCCGAUGCCUAGACUUCAGAACAACUAUUGUAAAAACAUGAAUAUAGUUGUCUUUGAAGAAUCCCUUUGCAUGCUUGAGUAUCACCCUUUUAUUCGGAUAGAUGUCUGGGUGAUGAAGGAAUAUGGGGUGGGGAAUUCUUGGUGCAAGCUAUUUUCGGUGGAACAGCCAAAAGUAACCAGAUGCUGUAUGUCUAUUACGCCUAUCUUUUAUUCAAAGAACCGUAAGGAUGUUCUUUUAGAAGUGGAUAGCAAGAAGUUGAUGUGGUAUAACCUUAAAAAGAAGAGAGCCAGGACUGUUAAGAUUUCUAAUCUCCCGGAAAUUUUUGAUUUGGAAGUCUACACUGAGAGUCUUGUUUCACCUGACUAUAAUAUUAGUUGUGGCGGGCCGCAGGUGCCGAGCCAACCACAAGAGAAGAAAAAAAAGCAGCAACAGAGGAAUGAGAGGGACGAAUUCCUUUCAAAGGGAUUCAAAUUAGUCUUAUGAGACGCUGGCUAUUAGCAAUAACAGGAGAUUAAGAGGAGACAAUGUGGUGGAAAGAAGAUUGGAAUCUCUCGUCUAAAUUUCAAUGUUUUCCGAUGAACUAAUAUGCAUAUGUAAUUAUCUUCUCCCAGUGAACUCUAUUUUCUUUGGAUAUGUUGGCACUUGGUAGUUAAUGCUUAUGCAUAGUACUGGUUUUGUUGGUUUAAAUGCCAAAUGUUGGUCUACAAUACUUGUUUUGUUGGUUUAAUUUAUGUUUUGCUAUGUUAAUAUGUGGAGAUUA